Molecule: messenger RNA, 471 nt
Organism: Ascochyta rabiei
Lineage: Eukaryota; Fungi; Ascomycota; Dothideomycetes; Pleosporales; Didymellaceae
Exons: 2
Coding region: 1-471 (156 amino acids)
Source: RefSeq, a predicted model, not a curated record
AUGCCAUCCUACACCACCACCGUCCCGCUCAAGCCGGCGCACAAUGUCGGCACGCCCUCGCCCUCUCCCCCUCCUCUUCGUGCGCUGAGCGCAGAGCGAGGCAGCUCGUGGUGGCGCUCGCCUCGUCAAGCCCCUUGCCGUCGUCGCCGCCCCAGCUGCGCGACCUGGACGCGCUGGAGCGCACUCCAACAAGGGAGGAGAAGAAGGCCGAGAAGAAUGCGUGUGCAGACCAAGGCGCACCGCAUUGAGCUGGGUGCGCGCGCAAGAGCCGCUGCUGCAGCCCUCCCCCGCCGUAACAGUAUAAUAUCCAAAUCUCCAGACACAAUAAUGUCGAGCUCGAAGUCAAAGUUUAAGCGUGGCAUGGAUGAGGCUGAUAGUCAAAGUAGCGAUGCCCCCCACGCCGCCGAAAGAUUGAGGAGACCCCGGUCACCCCCUCGCCUGCUCCCUCCUCCUCUUUCGACGUAUACGUAG